Messenger RNA from Octodon degus (degu), 1784 nucleotides. It is a transcript of the gene CUNH22orf39, whose product is annotated as chromosome unknown C22orf39 homolog. Lineage: Eukaryota; Metazoa; Chordata; Mammalia; Rodentia; Octodontidae. The coding region runs from base 76 to 393 and encodes 105 amino acids. The record is from RefSeq and is a predicted model, not a curated record. The transcript is spliced from 3 exons.
UUGUCUGUCUGUCAUACGCAACCGAUAUUCAUUGGCUGCUGGGGUAGGGAGGCGGGGUUUGGCGGUAUUCUUGACAUGGCAGACAGUGGCAGCUGGCGGCCUCCGCGGCCCUGCGAGACCUACCACGCCGAGUGGAAGCUCUGCCGCAGCGCCAGACACUUCCUACACCACUAUUACGUCCACGGAGAGCGUCCAGCUUGUGAGCAGUGGCUGCGCGACCUGGCCAGCUGCCGCGACUGGGAGGAGCGUCGGAGCGCCGAGGCCCAGCGAUCCCUGUGUGAGAGCGAGCGGGCACGGGUACAAGCUGCACGGAAGCAUACCCUGGUGUGGGCCCUGAGGCAGAGUCCCCCUGCAGACUGGCACCUCCCUGUACCACAAGAGAAGGACAAGUGACGAACACCCAUCUUUGGCCUGUCCUCGCUUCUGCUUCAAGUGAGGCUCUGAGCAUCCCAGUCUAGUGGGUCCCUGUGAGCUCCUGCCUGGACUGAAACAGCGGUACAUUCUCCAGUUCUAUCUGCCCACCCCUUAUCUCUGUCGGGACACCACUAUAAGUCUCUGAGACAGUUGAGCCCACUCUACAGCUUCCAGGAAACCAAGCAUGGUGACAGGUACCUGUGAACAGCCAGGUCAGGCUGGCUCAGACCUCUCACCCCCAAGAGGACCACAGGCUGAGGGGCAGGUCUCACCUGCAUGAAAACGUGACUGGGUCAGAAUGAGAUGGCAGAAGACCUGUGCUGCUGCAAAUACCUCUUCCUGCCCUGGGGAAACAGGUUUACCACAUCUCAGACUUGGUGACUACCAUAUAUUGCCAGCCUCAGCAACCAAACAGGAGUUCAUACUCUGAUCAGUUCCAUUGCAGAGGUAGGUGGAGCAUGCCAAGCAGACAGGCCUCACUGCCCCUCUGCACCAAUACACUUCACCUGAAGUUCCUAGCAGGGCCCUAGGAGACUGGGGAUUUUUGUUUUUGUUUUUCUCUUUGGUUCUUUGAGACAGUAUCUAGCUGAAUGGCCCAGGCCAGCCUUGAACUCACUAUGUAGCCACAUUGGGUUCAGACUCCUGUCUCAGCCUCCCAAAUUCUGGACUCUCAGGCAUAUGCCACCUUGCCUGGUGACACUCCAGUUUUUAAGAAACACACAACCUAGCCAGAAAUGGUGGUACAUGUCUGUCUAUAAACACAGCACUUGGGGAGGCUGAGGCAGGAGGAUUACAAAAUUAGUCCCACCCUGGCCAAAUUAUCAAUUAAAAAGGCCUGGGUUCAUCCCCCAAUACUGCAGAAAACAAUUAAAACAAACCAAGAAAACGUACAGCUUUACAAGCUUUCAUGGAGUAUUGGCUUAGGAAACCAAGCCUACAAAGAGGAUGGAGGGAGAAGGAGAGGGAAAGACGUAAGAAUUAAAAUUAGUUAUGUAUAUGUUCACAAUGCUACAUGAUGAAUCUAAUCACUAUGUCCUGAAAACAUGUAUUAAUAAAAAAAAUUUUUAAACCACACCAAAGGACUAGAGGUGUGACUCAGUGUUACAAUUUGCCUAGUAUGUGUAAGCCCCUGACUUCUAUCUUCAGCGAAGAAAAAACAAGCAAAAGAAAACCAAGCCCAAAGCACAUAGGAUUUAGGUCUCUUUCCCUCAGAAUUUCCCCUGAUAAUGUUUGUUUUGGUACCAGAAAUUGGCCUCAAGACCUUAUGCUUGCCAGGCAGGUGCUGUGCCACUGAGCAACCUCCUCAGCUCCCCUGUGUAUCAAAAACCAUUUCACAUGUUUGAUUCCAAAUAAAAGUUGAAAAAUCCACA